CAGUGAUUGUACUGGAAUCACUCAGUCCAUCGCUGCAGCCAGGAAGGAAUGAAAAAAUGGCAAGUUCUGGUGAAGAAUGGCUGUUUGAGCUCUUGAUCAUGGGCACCUUGGCUUAUUCUGAUUCCAAUUGCUGCUCCACAUAAACAUGGGAAAGAAAACUGCAGGUGUGGGCAAGAGCAGUUUGCUGUUACGUUUUGCAGAUAAUACCUUCUCAGGCAGCUACAUCACCACCAUUGGGGUGGAUUUUAAAAUCCGGACAGUUGAGAUCAAUGGAGAGAAGGUGAAACUCCAGAUCUGGGACACAGCUGGCCAAGAACGCUUCCGGACCAUUACAUCAACGUAUUACAGAGGAACACACGGGGUCAUCGUUGUCUACGACGUAACGAGCGCAGAAUCUUUUGUGAAUGUAAAACGGUGGUUGCAUGAAAUUAAUCAAAACUGUGAUGAUGUCUGCAGGAUACUUGUGGGUAAUAAGAAUGAUGACCCAGACCGAAAAGUGGUAGAAACAGAAGAUGCCUAUAAAUUUGCUGGGCAGAUGGAGAUCCAAUUGUUUGAGACCAGCGCCAAAGAAAAUAUUAAUGUGGAAGAGAUGUUUAAUUGCAUUACAGAGCUUGUCCUGCGAGCAAAGAAAGAGAACUUAGCAAAGCAGCAACAGCAGCAACAGAACGAUGUGGUGAAGCUAACGAAGAACAGUAAAAGGAAGAAGCGGUGCUGCUAAUGCCCCUUCCCUGCUGCAGAGACUCUGCUCUCAGACAGAUCAGCCCCUCCAGCUAGACUCGGGCAAUUCCACUGGGGCAGGCUUUGGGAGGACUUUCUCAGUUUUGUGCCGUUAUUUAAAGAUUAUUUUUUCUCCAUGUUUUCUAUCAAGAGGCGCUGGCACCUUCCCACUGCAGUGCCAAGAAGGUAUCGGAUGGAAUCUUGCCCCCCUCUCCUCCCCUGCUCAUUCCAGUGCGCCUUGUAGACAAGAAGGACGUUGCCUACCAAGUGGACUGAUUAACCCAAGAGUUUGUAUAUAAUGUAUAUUGCUUUAACCAGCCUCGCCUCUCUGUUGUCGCUUUGGCUUCUGCCUUCUUAAUGUCAACCAAUCAUGGACUGCAGAGUUCAUCUUUUUAAAGAAAAAGUUUAAAAGUUCUUAAUUUGAGUUGGCCCCGGGCUGGCACUGCUUCCUGGGGCCUCCAGCUGCAUUUCUGUUGGGCUCCGGGCUGGCAUCUGCUGCCCCUGGGGCCCCUGGCUUCUCCUGGAGUCCCUGGCUGUUCCUGGGGCUCGGGCUGUGUUUUUCUAGGUACCAGGAUUGCAGGUGUUGCUGCUGGAGCCUGGGGUUUCAUUUCACCAGCCCCUGGGCUGGCAGCUGGAGCUGCUGCUGGGGCCUGGAAUUUCAGCUUGCCAUCAUCCAGAUCUGUGGCUGGAUCCUUGGGUUUCACCUCCUUGUGCUGCAGCCCAGCUGUACCUGUGCUCUCCUGUAGUUUGUAUCAAGAUACUGGAAAACAAACUGACCUGCAGAAGUGGGAUUUGUUUGGAUAAAACCUUUUUGUUUUUUUUUUUUUUUUAAAGCAAAGUUUAACAACUUUGACCUCUGCUUCUGGUUCUGCCAGUGUCCUAAGUGAGGGUCCAUUUCUUUUGAGAAGAACAAAAAUCAUGUGAUUCUGCCAAAAACCCCAAACUUCUCCUUGUUGCCCUGUCCACAAAUAGGCAAUCUGAACUUGAAUGUGAAUUUUGGUGGCAAAGCUUUUGUUUUUGAGAGAGAAAAGGCAUGAAAAAAAUCGAGCUCUUCUUAUUGAUGUCUGAAUAUGAAAGCUGCAGGAUCAUUCCCAGGAUUCUUCAGUUAGGAAGGAGGACUGCUGUUUAAUGCAAAGACAUGGAAAGCUUGCUUGCUUGGGUUAUGUGCUGGUGGAGGAUCACACUUGGAAACAAACUGGGCUUGCUGUGCUCAGCAACACUUUCCUGGCCCUGGUCAGCCUUUCUGGGAAAACAAGGGCUCACUUCCUCAGCCUGAAUAGAUGUAGUUAAAGGUGGAGAGUGUAUGUGUGUGUGUAACUAAAAUAUCAAAUGUCUGGGCUGGAAGGACAUGCUCAGCACCUGAAUUAUUGCCUAAAUAAUAUUAAAAAGUAAUUUUACCUUAAAAGGCAUGGAGGGUAUGACUUCCUUUAAGGCCUUGAAGGUUGGACAUACUCCAUGUGCCAGUAAGUGGCCCUGUGGAAUUGCUGGCCUUAGUUUGGUAGGAUGUGAUUCACCCAUGUCCAUGAGCUUGGAGUCAGCCCACUUCUCUCCCUUCCUCACCCUUUCUCCAGCAGAGGCUAAAUUUUAGUCACUUAUUUUGCCUGCAUUUUUUUAGAUUUUUCAGGUUGUGGUGAGAGCCCUGAUCAUACAAUCACAUCACAAUCAAUCACUUUAAAGACUUUUUCCGAAGUGCAAACGAUGAAUGUGCAACACGUGGGGUUUUUAAUGGGUUCAGGUGCUGGGAUGUGGAUCCAGCUGCCUUCACCCACCUCUUCUCUUCACAUAUCCUGCAUUGGUAACCCAGAACGGGAGGGAGCUGGGCUGGUGCUGCUGGGCUGAGCUCUGAUCAGCGCUGAGGGGCUGUGCAAAGGGGUGGCUUUGGUCACACCAGUCCCUCCUGCCUGCUCUCCAGUGUGCAAUGUGCUGUGUGCUGGGGGUUCCCCUGCAGACUGAGGGGCCCAGCUGUGUUACUGUGGGAAUCUUGUUGGUAGCUGUGUGCAGAUCUAGGAGGGAGUAACUUCAUAUAGGCAGAAGUAAAGAACGUGUCUGAAUUUACUGGAAAUGAUGCAAUAAAAUGAGGAAAUGGUGCA
Zonotrichia leucophrys gambelii is the source of this 2807-nucleotide messenger RNA. RefSeq names its product RAB35, member RAS oncogene family (gene RAB35). NCBI's taxonomy places the organism in Eukaryota, Metazoa, Chordata, Aves, Passeriformes, Passerellidae. The record is from RefSeq and is a predicted model, not a curated record. Gene Ontology annotation, cellular component: plasma membrane; endosome membrane. Gene Ontology annotation, molecular function: GTPase activity; GTP binding. The transcript has 6 exons. Gene Ontology annotation, biological process: endocytic recycling; Rab protein signal transduction. Bases 146 to 718 code for a protein of 190 amino acids.